Messenger RNA from Cinclus cinclus, 756 nucleotides. RefSeq names its product coiled-coil domain containing 103 (gene DNAAF19). The coding region runs from base 1 to 738 and encodes 245 amino acids. The transcript has 3 exons. Gene Ontology annotation, biological process: epithelial cilium movement involved in extracellular fluid movement; inner dynein arm assembly; determination of left/right symmetry. Lineage: Eukaryota; Metazoa; Chordata; Aves; Passeriformes; Cinclidae. The record is from RefSeq and is a predicted model, not a curated record. Gene Ontology annotation, cellular component: outer dynein arm.
AUGGAUCCGGCCGGAGCCCUCCCUGCGCUGGAGCGGGAGCUGCGGGCGGCGCUGGCGGAGGACGAGCGGCGGCAGCGGGAGGGCGAGGCCAAGCUGCGGGCGCUGCGCCAGGGCGUCCCCGACUACGGCCAGUUCAGGGAGAUUGUGCUGGCCUCACACCUGAAGCCUCUGGAGAAGAAGGACAGGCUGGGCCAAAGGAGGAAUGUGCUGUGGAAUCCCUGUGCAGCCCUGGCCCAGGCAGCACCUGCCCACACUGUGGAGAUCCCACAGGAACUGGAUCAGCUGCCCAGGACCGCUGCAGACUUUCACAGAGAUUGGCGCAGAUGCUUCAAAAGUGGGACAGAGAAAUACCAGUUUUUGCUGGAGCUCGGAGGGGAGGCCUUGGGCAGGAUCUUCCAGGCUGAUGUGGGCUUUGGCCUCCUGGGGGAAUUCCUGACAGUGCUGGCAGAGAACAUCUGUCCUGGAGACAGAGCUGCCAUCCUUCAGAUCCUACAGAGCCUGGCGGGCACCAAGCGCUUUGGGCUGAACGUGGCUCUCCUGAGCCAGGCAGAGAAGGAGAGCAGCCAGGAUUUGUUCAAGAAGCUGCAGAGCAGGGAUUGUCAGGCUGCUGGCCAGCCCAGCAGCCCAGCCAGCUGUGAGGCAGGGAGGGAAGCCCAUCCCAUGGAGACCCACUUGGAAAAGGAAACUGAGGAGGAGAGGACAGUGGUGGAGCUGAUGAAGUGUUACCAGGUCAGCUGAGGGAGCAGGAGCACCAGG